Molecule: messenger RNA, 774 nt
Organism: Miscanthus lutarioriparius
Lineage: Eukaryota; Viridiplantae; Streptophyta; Magnoliopsida; Poales; Poaceae
Source: the annotation of a GenBank genome assembly
AUGUCUCGCUGCCUCCGUCGAUGCCGCCGGUUCCACAUCUUGCGUGGUAUCCUCGCCACACUCAAAUCAACUAGCGGAUGUGGCUCCGCCGCUGGCGGCCACCACCGAGAGGAUCACUCCAUGGCCGAUACCGCUGCACCAACCGACGACGAGCCCUCCGUCAAGGUGGUGGUGAGGGUGCGGCCAAUGGUGAGCCGGCCGGUGGACGGCAAGGAUCUGUGGUUCAUCCACAGGACCGCCCCAGACUCAGUCACCGUUCGCGGUGGAUGGCGUCCUCAACGACAGGGCCUUUCAGCAAUCAUAUGUACUGCACAGGAGAUCCAAAAGAAACGAGAGGAGGGAAGGGACUCAGAACUAGAAAAGACUAAAAUUACGAUAGCUUCUCCGAUUAUUUGGGUUCUCCGCCGCGACCUCGUGGGCUCCGUCGCCCGCCCAUGUUUACAGUUGAAGCUAAAAAAAUCCUCAGAGCUUGCUAAACCAGAUAAAAUACUUGCUGGUGUACGGAUUGAUCCAAGUUCUAAUACAAGGAGUCGAAUGUUGACAGUACGUACUCUGGAGGUUGGCAUUCAACUGCGCUACCCUAAGAGGGAGAGCUGUUUUAAACCUGUUACUCUCUUCUGUGGAAGCCGUGAGGUGAUAAUUCUGCUCGAUUCUGGUAAAGCUGUUGUAAACCUGUUACUCUCUCUUCUUCUCCUUGAGAAAUCGAAAUCCUGCAAGCUUUUGUUAGCAGAACUCAACCUGAUUGCAGAAUUUCAUAUUCAUCAGAUGAACUGA